CCUCCGCCCUUCAUCUCCGCAGGCAUCAUGCUGCGGAUUUCUGCCUUUCGGCUGCUAGGACGCACGGGGGCGAAUAGGCUCUCUCUGCUGGCGGACUUUAACUUACGCCACUACAGUUCGGACCCUCUCGGUGUUCGGGACGAUACCCGCGACGCGCGCGCCUACUUCACCACACCCAUCUUCUACGUGAACGCGGCGCCGCAUAUCGGGCACCUGUACUCGGCGCUACUGGCUGACGCCUUGUGCCGACACCAUCGCCUCCGAGUUCCCAGCGCCGCCGCCACGCGAUUCUCCACUGGUACCGAUGAGCACGGCCUCAAGAUUCAGCAGGCAGCAGCCGCUGCGGGCCUGGCUCCGUCCGAGCUGUGCGACAGAGUCUCUGCCCAGUUCCAGCAGCUGUUCCGGGAGGCUGACAUCUCCUCCACCGACUUCAUCCGCACCACUGAGGCCCGGCAUCGGAUGGCUGUGCAGCACUUCUGGGGGGUGCUGAAGGCUCGGGGUCUUCUCUACAAGGGGCUCUAUGAAGGUUGGUAUUGCGCCUCCGACGAGUGCUUCCUGCCUGAAGCCAAGGUCACCAGGCAGCCCGGCCCGUCGGGGGAUUUGUGUCCUGUAUCUCUGGAGAGCGGGCAUCCCGUCUCCUGGACCAAGGAAGAAAACUACAUUUUCAGGCUUUCCCAGUUCCGGGAGCCGCUCCAGCGGUGGCUGCGGGGCGACCCUCAGGCCAUCACCCCGGAGCCAUUCCAUCACGCAGUCCUUCAGUGGCUGGAAGAGGAGCUGCCGGACCUAUCCGUCUCUCGAAGGAGUAGCCACUUGCACUGGGGCAUUCCGGUGCCCGGGGACGAUUCGCAGACCAUCUACGUAUGGCUGGAUGCCUUGGUCAACUACCUUACUGUAAUUGGCUACCCAAACCCUGAGUUCAAAUCUUGGUGGCCCACGACCUCUCAUAUCAUAGGCAAGGACAUUCUCAAAUUCCAUGCUAUCUAUUGGCCUGCCCUCCUCUUAGGGGCCGGCAUGAGCCCACCACACCGCAUCUAUGUUCACUCCCACUGGACAGUCUGUGGUCAAAAGAUGUCUAAGAGCUUGGGCAACGUGGUGGAUCCCAGGACAUGCCUUGACCGCUAUACUGUGGAUGGCUUCCGCUACUUUCUCCUUCGUCAGGGUGUCCCCAACUGGGACUGUGAUUACUAUGGUGAAAAGGUGGUUAAGUUGUUGGAUUCCGAGCUGGCAUUUGCUUUGGGAGGUCUCUUGAACCGAUGCACUGCCAACAGAAUAAAUCCUUCUGGGACCUAUCCGGCUUUUUGCACUACCUGCUUUCCCAGUGAGCCAGGGUUGGUGGGGCCAACAGGUCGUGCUCAGGCAGAGGACUAUGCUCUGGUGAGCGCAGUGGCCACUUUGCCCAAGCAGGUGGCAGACCACUAUGAUAACUUUCAGAUCUAUAAGGCUCUGGAGGCAGUAUCCAGCUGUGUCCGGCAAACUAAUGGCUUUGUCCAAAGGCAUGCACCAUGGAAGUUGAACUGGGAGAGCCCAGUGGAUGCUCCCUGGCUGGGUACUGUGCUUCACGUGGCCUUGGAAUGUUUGCGAGUCUUUGGAACUUUGCUCCAACCUGUCACCCCAAGCCUAGCUGACAAGCUGCUGUCUAGGUUGGGGGUCUCUGCCACAGAGAGGGGCCUUGGAGAACUCCAUUUCUUGCCUCGAUUCUAUGGACAUCCAUGCCCUUUUGAAGGGAGGAGGCUGGGACCUGAAACUGGGGUCUUGUUUCCAAGACUGGACCAGUCCAGGGCCUGGCUGGUAAAAGCCCAUAAGACCUAGAAACUCAGUUCUUAUUAGCUUGUGGUAAAAAAGCAAACAUCUUAUUUUCUUAUUUUGCAUUUUCAGGAAAGUUAUACUAAUGCUUUCUAAAGUGUUGCAUCAAACGAGCACAUAAGUAAUGUCCCUGUGAAAAGAGGUCUGUAGCCUUUCAGAAGCCUACUCCCUACUCUUCAGUUCUCUGUGUCCAUUUACCACUGUCCUUUGCACCCCAGUGUCUCUAAGAUGUCUCCAGGGGAAAGGUGGGUAAGAGACAACUUUGCUGAUACUACUCCUUCUCAUUGUGCCUCUGUCCAAACCACAGUUAUUUGCCCAGACUACCUCUCAUGGCUUGUUUGUCACUGGCCUGGCCUCUGCUGGGCAAAUUAGUGCGUGUGGGGGUUGGAGGCCCCCUUCCUCAGCUUUUACUUUGUUAUAUAUGUUGUGUCUCCUGUUAAAAAGAGGUUGUUUCAUUAAACCUUUAAAAACCAGUGUCCUAGACUAGAUGAUUUUUGCCUAUGUUUAUAUUCUCAAUUCUUAACAACCAUGACUCCCUGCUUUGCUAGUUAAUAAUCCAGUAGUUGUGCUUUGUAACAUUACACUUUAACCAGUA
Messenger RNA from Balaenoptera ricei (Rice's whale), 2398 nucleotides. RefSeq names its product methionyl-tRNA synthetase 2, mitochondrial (gene MARS2). Gene Ontology annotation, biological process: methionyl-tRNA aminoacylation. The transcript has a single exon. Gene Ontology annotation, molecular function: methionine-tRNA ligase activity; ATP binding. NCBI's taxonomy places the organism in Eukaryota, Metazoa, Chordata, Mammalia, Artiodactyla, Balaenopteridae. The record is from RefSeq and is a predicted model, not a curated record. The coding region runs from base 28 to 1809 and encodes 593 amino acids.